GGGGCCUGCUUCCACUCCAGCAAAGUCUCUAGAGAACAACGGGCCCAUUCACAGCCUGCUAAGGGGAGAGGCCACUCAACGCCCGGUACAGGGGAGAGGGGGAGGAAGAAGAAGAAGAAAGAGGUGGCAAGAGCAGCAGCAGCGGGAGAGGAGCCUCGGACUUGGAGUACCGUGUUGGCAGCAGCAGCAGGUCCGCUCCUCCCUGAGUGUGCAAGCCGAUGGCGGCCGUGGGGCUGCUGUGGUUUCUGUACCUGUGGGCGGCCCGCCUGCUGGACCUCUGCGAUGCCUUUAACUUGGACACCAAGCCCUCCAACGUGAUCCAGAAACACGGGGAUCCAGGGAGUCUCUUCGGCUUCUCCCUGGCCAUGCACUGGCAGCUGAACCCGGACAAGAAACUGUUGUUGGUGGGAGCUCCUCGGGCAAAAGCUCUCCCUCAGCAGAAAGCCAACAGGACCGGAGGGCUGUACAGCUGUGAUAUUUCAUCUUCAUUGGAAUGCAAGCGGAUUGAAUUUGAUAAUGAUGCUGACCCCUCAUUGGAAAGUAAGGAAGAUCAGUGGAUGGGCGUGACUGUUCAGAGUCAAGGCCCAGGGGGAAAAGUGGUGACGUGUGCCCAUCGAUAUGAGAGAAGGCAACAUGUAAACACAAAGCAGGAGUCACGGGAUAUAAUUGGAAGGUGUUAUAUACUCAGUCAGAAGCUCACUAUUGGAGAUGAUGACAUGGAGGGCGGGGACUGGCAUUUUUGUGAUGGUCGUCUCCGAGGCCAUGAGAAAUUUGGUUCUUGCCAGCAAGGUGUAGCUGCUACUUUUACGAAAGACUUUCAUUAUGUUGUGUUUGGAGCUCCUGGCACCUAUAAUUGGAAAGGGAUUGUACGUGCAGAGCAAAAGAAUAACACCUUUUUCACAAUGGAUAUCUUUGAUGAUGGACCUUAUGAGAUUGGUGGUGAAUCUGACCUAGAUGAGAGUCAAGUUCCUGUUUCAGCCAACAGUUACUUAGGUUUCUCCCUGGAUUCAGGAAAAGGAAUUAUUUCCAAAGAUGAGAUUACUUUUGUAUCAGGGGCUCCGAGAGCCAACCAUAGUGGAGCGGUGGUUCUGCUAAAGAGGGUCCUGAAAGAAACGCGCCUUAUUUGUGAGCAUCUUUUUGAAGGAGAAGGGUUGGCCUCUUCCUUUGGCUAUGAUGUGGCAGUAGUGGACCUGAACAAAGAUGGCUGGCAAGACAUUGUUAUUGGAGCACCACAAUAUUUUGAUAAAGAAGGGAAAGUUGGGGGUGCGGUCUAUGUCUAUAUGAACCAGAAAGGCAAGUGGAAUAAUGAGAGGCCAAUUCGCCUGAAUGGGACCAAAGAUUCAAUGUUUGGCAUUGCGGUUGAAAACAUUGGUGACAUUAAUCAGGAUGGCUAUCCAGAUAUUGCAGUAGGAGCACCAUAUGAUGGUUCUGGGAAGGUUUAUAUAUAUCAUGGAUCCCCAAAUGGAAUCAAUACCAAACCCACACAGAUUCUUGAGAGUCAAACUCAAUCCUUUGGGUACUCAAUUGCUGGAAAUAUGGAUCUUGAUCAAAACUCCUAUCCUGAUAUUGCCGUUGGUUCCCUCUCAGAUUCUGUGUUCAUUUUCAGAUCUCGGCCAGUAAUCAACAUCCAGAAGACCCUCACAAUAAAUCCUAACAAAAUUGAUCUGAGCCGUAAAAUAUCCUGUGAGGCACCUAGUGGCAUAUGCCUGGAGGUUAAGGCCUGUUUUGCAUAUACUGCUAAACCCUCUGAUUUCAACCCUGAAAUAUCAAUUCGUGGCAUAAUUGAAGCAGAAAAUGAGAGAAGGAAAUCUGGUCUCUCACCCAGAGUUCAAUUUGAGCAUCAGCCUUCUGAGCCCAAGUUCUCUAAAACCUUAAAUCUGAAGAGACAGAAACAAAUAGCAUGCAUGGAAACAAGACUUUGGCUGCAGGAAAAUAUCAGAGAUAAGCUGCGCCCCAUUCCUAUAUCCGCUACUGUGGAAAUCGAAGAGCUGCCUUUUAGGAAUCAGCAGGGAUCACUUCCAAAAGUACUUCCAAUUCUGAAUUCAAAUGAACCUAAAACAGUGACCUCAGAUGUACAUUUCUUAAAAGAGGGAUGUGGAGAAGACAAUAUAUGUCACAGUAAUCUAAAACUGGAGUAUCGAUUCUGUACCAGACAAGGAAAUCAAGACAAGUUUUCUUACUUACCAAUUCAUAAUGGUGUCCCAGAAUUUGUGCUCAAAGACCAGAAAGAUAUUGCUUUAGAAAUAACUGUGACAAAUAAUCCAUCAGACCCAAAGAAUCCUUCAAAGGAUGGUGAUGACGCUCAUGAAGCGAAGCUUAUUGCAAGUUUUCCUGAUACCUUGACUUAUUCCGCCUACAGAGAGCUGAGGGCUUACCCUGAAAAACAGUUGAGUUGUGUUGCCAAUCAAAAUGGUUCCCAGGCAGACUGUGAACUUGGAAAUCCCUUUAAGAGAAAUUCCAAUGUUACUUUUUAUUUAAUUUUAAGUACCACUGAAGUCACCUUUCAAACCACAGACCUGGACAUUAUUCUGAGAUUGGAAACAACAAGCAAUCAAAGUAAUUUGGCUCCAAUUACAGCUAAAUCUAAAGUGGUUAUUGAACUGCUUUUGUCAGUCUCCGGAGCUGCUAAGCCUUCCCAGGUGUACUUUGGAGGGAAUGUUGUUGGUGAGAGAGCUAUGAAAUCUGAAGAUGAUGUUGGAAGUUUAAUAGAGUUCGAGUUUGGGGUAAUUAAUUUGGGCAAGCCCCUUAGAAACCUUGGCACGGCAUUUCUGAAUAUUCAAUGGCCUAAAGAAAUAUCCAAUGGCAAAUGGUUACUUUAUUUAAUGAAAAUUGACUACAAAGGAUUGGAAAAAAUAGCAUGUGAACCAGAAAAUGAAAUUAACUCCCUGAAGUUACAGGAGUCCCACCAUUCAAGAAGGAGACGAGAGAUUGCAGAAAAGCAGACAGAUAAUCGAAAAUUUUCUGUAUUUGCAGAAAGGAAAUAUCAGACACUUAACUGUAGUUUAAAUGCAAAAUGUGUGAACAUAAACUGUCCUUUGCAAGGUUUGGACAGCAAGGCAUCUGUAUUUUUGCGUGCAAGAUUGUGGAACAGCACAUUUCUGGAGGAAUUUUCAAACAUGAAUUACCUAGACAUUAUUGUUCAAGCUACUAUUGAUGUUAUUGCUGCCAGUGAAAACAUUAAAGUUCCAAAUGCAGGCGUUCAAGUGAGAGUCACCGUGUUUCCAUCAAAGACAGCAUCCCAGUACUCAGGCGUGCCUUGGUGGAUCAUCCUUGUGGCUGUUCUUGCUGGAAUUCUAAUGCUGUCUCUAUUAGUAUUUUUACUAUGGAAGUGUGGUUUCUUCAAGAGAAAUAAGAAAGAGCAUUAUGAUACCACAUAUCACAAGGCUGAGAUCCAUACUCAGCCAUCUGAUAAAGAGAGGCUUACUUCUGAUGCAUAGUAUUGAACUACUUCUGUAAUUGUGUGGGUUCUUUAAGCGCUCCAGGUACGAUGACAGUGUCCCCAGAUAUCAUGCUGUAAGAAUCCGGAAAGAGGAGCGACAGAUCAAGGAUGAGAAAAAUAAUGAUAGCUUGGAAAAGAAGCAGUGGAUCACCAAAUGGAAUGAAAAUGAAAGCUACUCCUAGGGGAAAAACUAAACUUUUUUUCUCUCCUACUCAAAAUUGGAAAGGAUUUAAAAAAUUCCUUCACUAAGUGAAUACUGGUUUCUGACUCACUUCCUACAGUACGGACCUACAGUUUUUAACUGAGGAUAAUGUUACUUUAUGCCACGGCUUUUGUUUUGCACAACUAAAUUUAAGACUGUUGAAAGGGAUUUUAACUGCCUUAAUUUACAUUUCCAGGUUGCCUUUAGUUUUAGCUUUGGCCAACUUACACAUAUUGUGAAGAGGUACACCAAAUGUACCUCCUGAGACAUCUUUCCAAGAGAGUAGUAGGGUGAAGCCACCAAAAUGAUUCUUCCUAACCUCCACCAAAAUAUAUAAUGAGCGUGGCAGAGUUUUGCCUUGGCACAUAUUCUUCCAUUAAGAUUUGUGAACUUGUGAAUCAACUACUCAUCAUCAGAAUACUCCCUAGUUGUGGUAGAUGCAGUUCAUCCUAAAGUAUUCUUUCAAAUUCAAUGUGCAAUACAAGGUAAGGUUGCCCACCCACCUUAUUUCUAAUCUCAGAUUUGUGUGAAUAUGGUUCACACCAAAUGUUCACAGGUGGUCCUUUUUCUCCUCUAAAAUAAGACACAGCAGGCUUGAAUACUAGUUAUACUGUUUUGUACAUAUCUUAGUCCUGGUAUUUAUUUAUCUCAUAAGCCAUUUUGCCUAGAACUAACAAGUAGGCCAAAGACUUUGACUCCCUUAGGUUGUGUAUGUGCUCAGAAUCCAUAUGUGAAUGGUAAGUGGUUGGACCUGAAUCUUUCACUGCAAAAAAAAAAAGAAAAAAGUUCUUUAUAGCAGAGAUAUUUUUGAAUAACCUAAACUUAAAUGUAAAUUGUGGUAUUUUUCCCCUGGCUUGGUGUAUAUAUGUUUAAGAAAUAUGAUUCAAAGUUUCUGUAAGAUUAUUUGUUCACUCUAAAUAGACAAGAAAUGUAUUCUUUUUGGACUCCCAGAAUAUGUCUGUCAUGUGGUUUUUGGGGACUUUUGUGCAAGAACCUGCAUGAACAUUUAGAGAAGGUCGAUUCACCCCACCUGCCCUAGUGCAGACCCCAACUACUGCAGAUGCUUCAGCACUUGAAAAAAUAAAUGCCUGCCACUGGUCUGAAGGGAUCCAGUUUGAGACUACUGAAUGAUGUCCUAAAUGUUGAAACAGCUAUGUCUAAGAAUUAUUCUAUGCCAUGCUAAUUCCAGUUUUUAAAUUCUUUUGUAACACCACCUAAAGAGUAAAUUAUUAUUUUUCCUUUAAACAACACUUUCCUGGCUUUGGUAAUGAUAAUAUUAAUAAUAAAAAAAAUUAAUGACCGCUUUCAAACUACUUGUUGCAUUUUGCAAAUGUAUAAAAACUGUUGUGCUCCGGAUUCAAUAUUUUCAUUGGGAAUGGGAACAAGUGCAAAUACAUUUAAAGAUUAUGUAUCAGAUUGUUAAGGGUUACGGGGUGAUGGUGGGGUAGAGGGGCAGGGAAGGGUGGAGGAGGAGGAACACUCUGGAGGGGGAAGAUCAUCUUAAUUGGUUUCACCUCUUUUAAGAGGGUCCUUGAUAUUUCUAAGUAAUUGUGUGGGCUUUUACUAGUUUGAGUAUUUAAAAAGCCCCAAAAGCCCACCAAAUUUGGAGAAAUUUGUAAUAUUAAGAUUCCAGUUUCAUUAUCCUGUGUGCUUUAUAUCUCUUUGGUUCCCCGACACAUUCCCACCAAUUCUAUUUUGUUUACAGACAGGUUUUCCAAGAAAGUGUUGCAAAGUGUUUUGUGCCUGGACAAUUCAAAAUCUUUGAGGACCGUGUUUGUUGGCUGUCAGGAAGCUAUAAUUUAUGAACUGUUGUAGGACUUUAAUGUAAAAAUCAAUGCCCUGAAAGUGAGUUUAAAAGAAAACCCCUAAGAAUGUUGCUUCAUAAAUUUAGAAUUGUUUCAAUGUCAUCUCAAGUCACAUCACUGGUCUGUUUACCUUUGAUACAUUUUUAUACUAAUUAGUGUUGUUCAGUAAUUUCAUGAUUAGAGCAUACCUGUGGAUAUUUGUAUAAAAGUGUGAAAUAAAUUUUUUAAUGAAAACAUGUA
Molecule: messenger RNA, 5686 nt
Organism: Ornithorhynchus anatinus (platypus)
Lineage: Eukaryota; Metazoa; Chordata; Mammalia; Monotremata; Ornithorhynchidae
Gene: ITGA6
Product: integrin subunit alpha 6
Exons: 26
Coding region: 219-3437 (1072 amino acids)
Biological process (GO): integrin-mediated signaling pathway; cell-cell adhesion; cell-matrix adhesion
Cellular component (GO): external side of plasma membrane; integrin complex
Molecular function (GO): integrin binding
Source: RefSeq, a predicted model, not a curated record